This is a messenger RNA of Daldinia loculata, 1281 nucleotides long. RefSeq lists its product as uncharacterized. The coding region runs from base 440 to 964 and encodes 174 amino acids. The record is from RefSeq and is a predicted model, not a curated record. The transcript is spliced from 2 exons. Lineage: Eukaryota; Fungi; Ascomycota; Sordariomycetes; Xylariales; Hypoxylaceae.
AUUGUAACCCCCCGCCAUUGUCCCCCCCUAUAAGCCUUUUACGCUUCUAUAUCAUGUAUGUUUUUUGCUAGCCUUUCGGCAUACAAAGACUUUCGACUAAUGAUUCCUUAAAAAGCUUCCCCAAUAUCUGACCCGUGGACCUGACUUGUCUACAAGUGUUUCAAUAUCAUACCACCUAAGCCACCUGAGACCGGGCGGAUUCAUCGGAUCGAAUGACAAACGACGAGCAGAUACUGACGACAAUAGAGUCUCGGCACGGACAACGACGUAAAACAUUACAAUAUAUAAAUCUACUUAGGUAGAUUCGACGAGGGAUGAUUCAAAGUCUUCUUCUAAGAAUCAAAUCAAUCAAGUCAAUCAAGUCGUGAGCAUCCCUUCCGUCGUCAUUACGAUCAAUAAAUAGAAAACAUAAUUAGAAAUAAAGUCGCAACCAUCAACUAUGGCUGUAUCUCCCGAGGCCGUUCUUGGAACUACCGUUGCGUUUUCCUUUAUCCUCUUCGGAAAUGCCAUCACGCAGUCAUUCAUGGGUGUUCCCGCUUUACUGGUUGACUUCCCGCCGCCAUCGUCGCCCGAGCACGCAGCCCGCGCGCGAUUGCUUGGUCGGCAGUGGCCCGUAUUCUGGGUUGUAGGCAAUCAAUUCUUCAGGCCGAUUAGCACGCUCGGCAUCUUUGGCUACGCCUAUACAUCAUGGGUAGCUUCUACGCAGGGGCCGGAUGGCAGACUUGGUGACUGGCGACCGUACGCGGUAUCGGCGCUGUGCCAUCUCAUCACCGUUGUCCAUUCCGCGGCCAACAUGCAGCCUAUCAACCAGAAAAUCGAUGCCCUGCGUGAGCCUAAGGGCAAGGUCGACCCCAAGCAGGCCGAGAGUUACGCUCGGAAAUGGAUCAAAUUCAACACCGUGCGCCUCAUUACGCCGGUCGUUGCUGGGUCGCUGGCUCUCUUCCAGUUGUUGAAACUACAUUAGAGUAUGGGCAAGGGCGCGGGUACUCUUCAGUUCCGCAACGUCUAGGAAUGGGUUGUCUCGGCUGGGUUAUUGGUCCUGGUACAUGCUGUAUAGCAUAUAAGUUACUUACGUAGACGCUUCUCCUACACCUUCUUUUAGCCCCUAUUAAUUCCGCCUUUAUACCACAUGUUAUUUAGAACGAUUGUUGCUUGGCCACCAAAUCUUGAGCAAAGAGACAAUCAAAAUUGUUAAAACUAUUAGAUUGACAUUCAACAUAUAGUUUCACUUUUUUUCUUCUUUAAUAAUUAAAUAUAGAAUUGCAGCUUUUGCAACUUCUA